Messenger RNA from Gadus chalcogrammus (walleye pollock), 4084 nucleotides. Its product is annotated as cilia- and flagella-associated protein 43-like. Gene Ontology annotation, biological process: cilium assembly; sperm axoneme assembly. The coding region runs from base 44 to 4084 and encodes 1346 amino acids. Gene Ontology annotation, cellular component: axoneme. The transcript has 33 exons. The record is from RefSeq and is a predicted model, not a curated record. Lineage: Eukaryota; Metazoa; Chordata; Actinopteri; Gadiformes; Gadidae. Gene Ontology annotation, molecular function: protein binding.
CUCUCGCUGCAUACAGAAAACGUCAUUUUCAUUUUCAGUUGAAAUGGAUGAGAUUGGGAGUCUAGAAGUCAGGUGGGCACAGGGGUUUGCAAAGCAAAGAGUGGUGUUCAUUGACACGAUAACAGCAUGUUAUACGUGUGGAAACCACAUCGUUUUCCUUAACAUUGACUCCAAAAAGAGAACUGUCCUCCAAAGCCCUGGCAAAGGCAUCGGUGCAUUCACAGCCAGUGGGACUUCUAGGGUUUUGGCUGUCUCUGAGCAGAGGCUGAACCCUUCAAUAUUCGUGCUCAGCUAUCCUGAACGCAAGUUAAAACAUGAGCUGAAAGGCACAGCAACGCUUGACUAUACUUCUCUGGCGUUGAGCGAUGUCGGUCCAUACUUAUGCUGCUAUUCCUCUCUGCCAGAUCAUACCAUCACAGUGUGGAACUGGGAAAACGCAGAGAUAAUCUGUACUCAACCACAAGCUGGAAAAGAUGUAAUUUAUUUGGUUUUCAACCCAAUGAAUUGGCAGCAGAUAUGUGCUCUGGGUUCAAAAACCCUCACAGUGUGGAACAUCGAGAAGAGCGAUACACAUCACAUCCUGAUGAAAAGAGAACUUCAUCUCCCAGCAGCCGAUGGCUCCCUGAUCGAGAGAGAAGGCCCGCCCUCACACAUUGUGAACGGCAGGCUCACCUACUGGGGCCCUCAGAUGCCAGCGUCUGCUAUAGCCGGCCUAAAAGGAGUCAGGGCAGACGGCUUUAUGCCACAGGAGCGUAGGACCCCCAGACUGACCCCACUGGCCGCAUGCUGGACCCCCGCCGCUGAGCUCUACGUAGGCUGUCAGGAGGGGUACCUGCUGCUGGCCAACCCGGACGCCCCUUCUGUCCGCAUCCUGUACAACCCCACAGCUCCUGAUGCAAACCCUGAACUCAAAGAUGGUGGGUUCCAGAGUUUGGCUCUUCACAGUGAUGGCUUGUAUGUUGCAGGAAAGGAUCGUCUCCUGCACUGCUUGAAGGUAAACGGGACCAGAGUUGAGAUCUCCCAGACGCUUGAAGUGGAGGAGGCCAUCAGGACCGUUGUCUUUUCCCCUGACUACAAUUCCUUACUAUUGGUCUCAAGCUCGGGGCAGAUCUACAGACACCAACCGCUCAAGCCGGGUUCGAUGGAAAACAUCCUGGAUGUCCUCACUGGAGGGUUUGCAGCUGCAGCUUCCAUGGGCCAGGAUACGUUUGUGUCAGUGAGGGAGUGUGGUGAACUGCAGCAGUGGUCCUCUGAGGGCGAUCUGACAGGGUCACUAUCCCUUCGAACCCAGGUCUCCUGUCUAGCCUGUUGUCCUGCUUCCCACUACGCUGCGAUUGGAACCCUCUCAGGCCACCUGUUGUUUGUUGAUCUGAGCAGCGCGGGGCGACCGCGCCUCGUCCUCAAGAUCCAUCUGUACCGCAGGCCCGUGGACUGCCUGGUUUUUGACGAAGGAGGAAACAUUCUUGUCUGUGCGUCCGAUUCCCACAUCUUCCUACUGGACGCCAAACCGUCGAAAACAUUUGCGGUCAUAGGAUACACAGUCGCUCCCGGCAGGCCCGUUCUAUCCCUGUCCACCCAACACAAGAGAGGUUCUGAGCGGGUGCAGGUUCUAGCGCUGUGCCCCGGACCCAAGGACCCCAAGAACGGAGGGGGAGGAGGAGGAGGAGGAAGUUCAUGCGUGCUGGGCGUCGGGGAGAUCUUUGCGUGCUGCGAGGAGCUCAAGACUUUGCAGAGAUUUAAAGUGCCCCAGGAUGCAGGCGGUGUUCCCGGGCCAACGGUGUGCCAGCUGGGGCCGGAGGAGGAAGUGGAGGGUCAUCCUCUGGGGCCCAGCCUCCUGGCCCUGUCCCCUCACGGCUCCUGGCUGGCGUCGGUGGGAAGGGACGGCCUGCUGCGACUGCGCACCACCGCCGCUCUGGAUAGGUACGCUGAGAUAGAGUGUCACUCGUGUCGCCUGGGAGGCGCUGGUGGCCUCUCCUUCUCUGCCGACGGCCAGACGCUAGUCACUGCAGGCUUGGGGGACGGUUCCCUUGUCUGCACUAGGCUGAGAACUGAAACGUCUGGCAGCUCAGAGGCCGGAGAAGCCACAUAUUACUGCCAAAGUGCCGCUCGGCAAUUGGAGAACGUCCUGAAAGUAGAGAAUGCCGCGCUGGGGGCCAUGACUGAGGGCCCCCAAGGGUCCUUGCCUCCUUUAGGCUCCCCACGCCCAGGGACAGAGGAGGUCAGUGAGGUCAGUGACGCCACGGAGAUGUCACCAGAGCUGGACGAGGGGGACCCCAAUUUGACCUUUGACCCCACCUGGCUGGAAACCAGAGAAGAGGCGGUUUUGGAGGCGGAGCAGCAACGGUAUUCCGAGAAAAAGGAAGAAAUAAGAAAAGGCAUAAAACAAUUGCUUGACACUAGUGGGGAGAGGAUGCGGGCGAACGAGGAGCUCCCAGAUAUCUGGCGUCUGGACGGGCACGAGUUCAACUUGGACGUGGGCGAGCAGAGGAGGUUAGAGGUCGACGGAGAGCGGGAGGUCGCCACGGUGAGGGAAGAGAUAGAAAUGGGGAACCUGGCCAAAAGCUACCUGCGUGAACUCCUCAAAAGAGACUGCUGGGACUCCAUGAAGGUGAAAGGAAAGGCCAUCAAGGGCUUCCAUUCUGUCCUUGAAGUGAAGAACUAUCCGAUGAAGGAGCGAACAGAGAAAGAACUGGACGAUCUCCUCAGGGUGGAAAGUAUCAGAGCCAUAGAGACGGCCAACCGCAUUACCCAGCAGGACGUCCCGCACAGGAGGCCCAGCGGAGGAGAGGAGGGAGAGGAGGGAGAGGAGGGAGAGGGGGGGGGAUACGACGUCCAGGCCGCAGCUCUGACCGGGAGCUUCGCGGGCCAGCUCGGCUGCUCGAACCUCCACCUCUACGAUCAGUUCAACCUGCACGUCACAGAGCAGAAGAUCAACCAGAUAACUCUGCUCCAGGAUGUGAUCUGCAAAGUCAAGAAGGCGUUCAACGGCGAGUUCGACGGCGUGCGCAAGCAAAAGGAGCAGGAGAUGAGCCGUGUCCGGGAGAAGAACCGGCGCAUGGCGGAGAUCAUGGGGGAUUUGGAGGCCAACCAGGAGCUGUGGGAGCCAACCCUUGGGGACAGCGAGCAGCCAGAGAGGGCCCUCACUGUGGAGGACUCAGAGGUAGGCCUAGAAAAGUACCUCACCCCGCAGCAAAAGAAGAUUGAGGAGGAGAAGAAAAAACUGGAGGAACAAAUGCUUUUGGCUGCCAAGGGAGAUAACUCCAGAGACAGAGGGCUGGGGGACAUGAUGGGAGGGGCCAUUCAAGUCAAGAAAGAAGACAUCUUGAAGAAGGAAGUUAUUCAGCCUGAGUUUGCUGUGAGCAAACCGGAGCUGCAGUGGAGCGACGAGGAGAAGAAGAUCUACAAAGACUAUGAGAAGAAGGCCAAGGAUCUCAGUGAAGAGCAGGACAAAUACAAGAAGACACUGGAAAGUGAAAUGAAAAAAAUGCAGGCGUCCAUAUUGGAGUCAACACAAGGGUUUGAUGAAGUCUUGGCCAAACUGUUCGAGAGGAAAUUGAAAUCAGAGACGGUUAUAUACCAGGAGGAGCUGAAGAUAGCCCACCUGGUGUACUCCAUGUUGAUAGAGGAAGAGAUAAGGAACCGGGAGAGAGAGCUGGUGCUCAGCAUGGAGAGGAGGAGGGCAGACAAGAACGCAAUCGUGGAGGAACUGAGGAAUGUGAGCGAGGGUGUGGAGCUCUGUCGAAAGGCCUAUGACAACGUGGUGGCUGAGGACAGAGUGACUUCUGGACAAGGGUUUAGGAAGCAGUUCUUCGAUGUUCAAGCACAUGUGGUGGAUCAUCUCUAUAAGCUGUUCAAGCACAGACCCAGAGUCCAGAGGAUGAGGGACCAAGCGGACAACAAGCCUUUAAUAAGCGCUUCUCGCUGGGCGGGGGCUGCCAGCGACGGCCUGGGCCAGAUGCUGCAGGCCAUGGAGGAGCUGGACUCCCCGGAGAACACCCCCGCAGGCCUGGAGCCGACCGUCUGGGAGCGCUUCUGUCUGGUCCGCAGGGCCAAGGUGGAGGGCGAACAGCAGGUCGAGUCCUAG